UUGAAUCACAAGGCCCAUUCCGUGACUGUUAGGGCACAACACCAACAAGAAAAAAAAAAUCAAAAAAUUACUCAGCAAUUAUUUUCAGGUCGAUUGACAGAAUCAUCUCCAAUACAGUUUCAGGUCAGAUUUUACUAAAACUAUGGAGAAAGGUAAAGGCAAAAGGAAGUCUAGAACCGAUUUGGAAACCGAGUCCGAGUCUGAGUCGUACUCCGACGAUUCUGACCACCGUCGUAGCCGCCGCAGUCGAAGAGACCGUGAUCGGAGUCGAGGCAAGUCUAAAAGUAGCCGCCGGGUUAUUACUCAGAAGGAAAUUGACGAGUACUUGGGCAAGAAAGCUCAACGCAAGGCAUUGAAAGUCGCUAAAAAAUUAAAGUCGGAUUCUUCUGCAGUGUACUCCAAUGAUUCAAAUCCGUUCGGAGAUUCAAAUCUCAAUGAAAAAUUUAUAUGGAGGAAAAAAAUUGAUCGCGAUGUUGCUCAAGGCGUCCCACUUGAAAACUUCUCAAUUAAAAAAGAGAAGCAAAGACGGAUAGAAAGCAUGGCGGAGAUUGAAAAGGUUAAAAAGAGAAGAGAAGAGAGAGCACGUGAAAAGGCACAACAUGAGGAAGAAAUGGCAUUGCUUGCGAGGGAGCGUGCAAGAGCUGAGUUCCAAGACUGGGAGAAAAAAGAAGAGGAGUUCCAUUUUGAUCAAAGCAAAACAAGAUCACAAAUCAGAUUGCGGGAAGGCCGAACUAAGCCCAUAGAUAUCCUAUCAAAGCAUCUCAAUGCAUCGGAUGAUAUGGACAUUGAGAUAAAUGAGCCCUUUGUCAUUUUCAAGGGCUUGACUGUAAAGGAGAUUGAAGAACUUCGUGAUGACAUCAAAAUGCAUCUCGAUAUGGAUAGGCAAACUCAAAUGCAUAUUGAUUAUUGGGAGGCGCUUCUAGUGGUCUGCAAUUGGGAGCUGGCUGAAGCCCAGAAGAAGGAUGCAUUGGAUCGAGCUAGGGUGCGUGGGGAGGAACCUCCUGCUGAGUUGCUUGUAGACGAGAGGGGUCUGCAUUCUAGUAUUGAAUCAGACAUUAGGAAUCUCUUGGAAGAUAAAACUUCUAGUGAACUUGCGAACAUGCAGUCCCAGAUUGAAUCACAAAUGAGUUCUGGCACAGCCAAGGUAGUUGAGUACUGGGAGGCUAUUCUCAAACGACUUCAGAUCUAUAAAGCAAAGGCUCGCUUGAAGGAAAUUCACGCUAAGAUAUUGCGCAAAUAUUUACACGGUCUUGAGCCACGUUUGGACAUCCCCGAGAGUUCGAAACAUGAUCAUAGUUUACCCCAUAGUGAGGAGGAGGAGGAUGAACAUGAGAAUAAGGAUGUUGAAACAUUCUCUCCAGAACCUGUGACGAACGAUGAAAAUCACGAGGCGGAAGAAGAAGAAGAAGAAGAAGGGUCCUUUUCACCUGAAUUGCUACAUGGUGAUGACAAUGAAGAAGCCGUUGAUCCUGAAGAAGAUAGGGCCAUAUUAGAAAGAAAACGAAUGGCUGUUUUAGAGGAACAGCAAAGAAGAAUGCAAGAGGCCAUGGCAUCAAAACCACCUCUACCAGAUGAUAAUUUUGAGAUCAAAGCCAUGAAAGCUAUGGGUGUUAUGGAGGAAGGUGAUGCAUUAUUUGGCUCUGGUGCGGAAGUGAAUCUGGACUCGCAGGUUUACUGGUGGCAUGAUAAGUAUCGACCAAGAAAACCCAAAUAUUUCAACCGUGUUCACACAGGAUAUGAGUGGAACAAGUAUAAUCAGACGCACUAUGAUCAUGACAACCCACCCCCAAAGAUUGUGCAAGGAUAUAAGUUCAAUAUCUUCUACCCAGACCUCGUUGACAAGAUAAAGGCUCCGACUUAUACCAUUGAGAAAGAUGGGAACAACGAUGAGACUUGCAUUAUACGGUUUCAUGCUGGACCACCUUACGAAGAUAUCGCAUUCCGAAUUGUCAACAAAGAAUGGGAAUAUUCUCACAAGAAGGGUUUUAAGUGCACAUUCGAACGAGGAAUUUUACAUGUUUACUUCAACUUCAAGCGUUAUAGAUACCGCAGAUGAUUCCUUUUAAAUUUUUCUUCUGAAUCUGGGGAAUACAUUAUUAAGUUGUUCAAAACAGAAAUAGAGUGCUAUGCAGAUGCACGAGUAGAUUAUCAUAGCACAAAUUUUAGUUACAAAAUUUUGGUGUAAGAAUGCACAUAUUCUGUUCAUGGUAAGAUCUAGAAACAAAAAGAUUAUUUUUCAUUGUGAUAAUGAUUUUUCUCUAUUUUUGUCAA
Messenger RNA from Mercurialis annua (annual mercury), 2271 nucleotides. RefSeq names its product splicing factor Cactin-like. Gene Ontology annotation, cellular component: spliceosomal complex; cytoplasm. Lineage: Eukaryota; Viridiplantae; Streptophyta; Magnoliopsida; Malpighiales; Euphorbiaceae. The transcript is spliced from 9 exons. Gene Ontology annotation, molecular function: protein binding. Gene Ontology annotation, biological process: mRNA cis splicing, via spliceosome. The record is from RefSeq and is a predicted model, not a curated record. The coding region runs from base 143 to 2056 and encodes 637 amino acids.